Molecule: messenger RNA, 3420 nt
Organism: Periophthalmus magnuspinnatus
Lineage: Eukaryota; Metazoa; Chordata; Actinopteri; Gobiiformes; Gobiidae
Gene: spidr
Product: scaffold protein involved in DNA repair
Exons: 20
Coding region: 117-2810 (897 amino acids)
Biological process (GO): regulation of establishment of protein localization to chromosome; double-strand break repair via homologous recombination
Cellular component (GO): nucleoplasm; nuclear chromosome
Source: RefSeq, a predicted model, not a curated record
GCGCGGCGUCUCGCGAGAGCAUCCUGCAGUGUUCAACGAAGAGUCACGUCUCUGAAAAUGUUUAUUAUUUAAACUGUACUUUUUUAUGUACACAGCAGUUUUUGAAGUGUUACGCCAUGUCAUUAAGGAAGAGGAAAAAAUAUUCCAAGGACAUCAAGUGCGUUUUCUUUCCGGAUGAAGUAGGCCGCAGUGUGCAGAGAGCUGUGAAGGACACUGCUCUUUCUGUUGCAUCUUCCACCAAGAGCUGGGCAAAGUGUGGGGACAGUUUUGUGGAUACUCCAGUCAUAAAGAAACCCAAAUCAUCAGGAAGGACUUUAUCUGCCGUAAGAAACGUGUCUCAGGCUCUGGCUUUAGGUCCCUCUGAACACACAGAAGAGCCUUUGCACAUUGCUUGGAGCGACAGUGAUGAGUCCGAGGAACAGACCAAACAGCAAAAUGUUUUACAAGUUCUCCCCAAAAAACACUCUUCGAAAACAAAGAGAAGUCUUGCUCCAUUUCAGUCAUACACCAGCGCUCUGAAGUUACUCACACACAAUGAUGAGGAGCCUCCUGUUAUCGACACUGACAGUGAUAUCGUUCAAUCAGAAGAAGAAGUGGAAGGAGAUAGUGGGCAACAGAUUUCUGACUGUGACUCAAACGUGUCCAAUGAAGAGGCGUCUUCUAGCCCCAUAAAACCACUGGAGAUCGAAAUAUCUGGCUACAAAUCUGAUGAGCCGAGUGACGUGAUGGCCUCUGGUACACGGGACUGUGGUGAGGACAGGCAGAGGUCGGUCAGCCAGUGGGCCCGGUCUGCUCAGGCAAUGCUGCAGACACCUCAGAAAGUCACCGAAAAACAGUCUAAGACCCCCGAAGACUCCGCCAAGAAGAGGCGGAAGUUUCAAAGUGGGGGGUUGGCAGAGCGGCUUCAGCGGCUUCAGUGCAGGCAGAGGUCGGCCAUAAGCUUCUGGAGACACAAGUUGGUCUCUGAGAACUACAACUCCACAACAGUGGACAGGCCUGGGGUGCUGGCCUUGGAGGUUCAGGAGGUCCAAGAGGAGUGCAGCAUGCGAGUGGUGCGAUGUAAGCUCCACCUCCCCCUAACAGAGGGCCACCACGACAGCCAGGCCCCCCCUGAAGAAAGGACCCCAUUACUGGUGUUAUUCAAUAAGGAAACUGCGGCACAGCUUAACCCGCUCCCAAAAGACAUCAUUCACAUAUACCCGCCAUGGCAGAGUCUUUCCAUUGAAGGCGUGGACUAUAAGAUUAUCCUGAAUACCCACUUUAGCCAGAAAGUCUCCUGUUCUUCUCCAUCAGCCAUCACAUCUUUGCCAGGCUUAACCACGCUCAAACGCACGCCAUAUUCGCUUGAUAAGGUUUUCGGGCUGUUGGAGGAGUGCACGACAACAGAGCAGCCCAACAAUAAACCGGGAAUCCAUCUUGCCGUUGGGGACUCUUUGAAUGGACCAGGCCAUUGUCAGUCUCUCCUGGAUGCCAUAGAAGCCCUGGGGCAGGCGGGCAGUGUGGGGCAGACUGUGGAGGUGGUGGUCCAGAGGGUCUACUCCAUCCCAGUACCGAACUCCUGUUCUGGGUCAAUCCUCAAACAAAGAAUCAAGUCCUCCACUGCUCCUCCAGAUGCUGAAAACCGAACCAGGCUGUGUGUGCUGGUCCAGGACAGCUAUGGGAUGUUCAGCGUGGUUCAGUUGCACCUGUUGGGCUCCAGAGAUGACCUUCAGAAGUAUUGUGAGAUGUGGCAGGGGCGAACCUGCCUGCUGAGGGCCAUUAAAGUGGUACAGCGCGUCACACGAGAGAGACACGCCCGGCUGUUUGGACUGAUUGACAGUCUCUGGCCUCCCUUGGUACCAGUGAAACAUCAUGGAGACUCCGCUCACGUGCAGAAUGAGAGCUGUGCCGUAGGUCCAGCUCCGAGUUUCUGCUACUUACUCUGUGGUCAGGAGACUUCUAUAGAGACCAGCGAGGACCAGUCUGACUCACCGCUUUACGUUCCUCCAACAAAACAAACUUUAAAGGAACUCCUGCAGACUGAGCAGAAAUGUGGUCGCUGCAGUUUCGUCGCGUCAGUUCUGUACACAAAAAAAGAGAAGGCUAAUGUAGGCCAGGGCGAGAUGUGGUUAGCGCUUACAGACUGGAGCCUACAGCAGCAGCAGCAGCUCGAGGGCCCCUUGAGGAGAACAGUGACCGCGUGCGUCAGCUCUUCCUGUGUGCUCACUUCCUCUGUCCUUGCCGCUCUAAACGAGCCCAACGCCUGUCUCAUAUCGCUCAGAGAUGUCAUCAAAGAACAUGGCAUGUUUCUGUGUGCGGAGCAGUCAGUCAUUGAGCUCUGCACUUUGACCACGGAGCCCACGGUCCAGUCCUUGCUGGGGUCACUUGGUAAACCGGUGCAACUGGAUUGUCUGGAUCUGGAGGUCAGGCCUAGCACCCUCUGCACAGUCUCUGGGGUGAUAGUCGAUGUGGAUGAAAACACCUCCUAUUCUUGGCCUGCGUGCAACCACUGUGGAAGUGACCACUUGGAAAUGCUGGCUCAUCACAGGUUCCUAUGUGUCUCAUGUGAAUCCAUUUUGGACAAACCAGAGACAAAGGUUCAACUUGAAGUCGUCCUGAAGUCAUCAUUAAAGGACUGCACUGUAAAAAUAAAGCUGCAGAAAAAGACGAUCUUGUCCCUGUUGAACAUGGCCGAGCUGGAGGGGGGAGAGUUCCCAGAGUAUGAUGUUGAGAGCGUCCUGGGAAAGGAGCUGGGCCCCCUCAACGCUUACGUCCGACUUAUCACAAGGAAGCCCUCUCUGUGGAUAGGCCUGGAAGAAAUCAGUCUGUGAGGAUGUUUGGCUCCAAGGAUCUGGACUCUGGGAUCUGGCUCUGUGUGUGCUCUGGGCUCUGUGUGUGCUCUGGGCUCUGUGUGUGCUCUGGGCUCUGUGUGUGCUCUGGGCUCUGUGUGUGCUCUGGGCUCUGUGUGUGCUCUGGGCUCUGUGUGUGCUCUGGGCCCUGUGUGUGCUCUGGGCCCUGUGUGUGCUCUGGGCCCUGUGUGUGCUCUGGGCCCUGUGUGUGCUCUGGGCCCUGUGUGUGCUCUGGGCCCUGUGUGUGCUCUGGGCUCUGUGUGUGCUCUGAGGUCUGUGUGCUCUGGGCUAAGGGCUCGGGCCUCUUCCCCUUCGAAGGCCUCCGCUCCAGUGAACAGGCUGCAGGAGACAAGGUCUUGUUUGUGUUAAUGAUAUGUGAUCCUGUGGCCCGGGAGUUGACAGCCCAAGGGCGGACCAAUCGCAUGGAGCCUGUCAAAGCAGCCCACGUGUUUGUGCUCUGCUCAGAAACAGGUUUAGAGUCACUUCAGUAACUACUGAAUGGUGCUAAGACUUUGUAAAUAAAUUUCCUUCUUUCUUACUGUUGUCUUUGAUCUCAUUUUUAACUCUAGAGUUUACCUGUAGUUUGGGAGCU